AUCCAAAUGUCUGACUGUUUACAUAUCUUUGUUUUCAUUAUUUGUAGAAUCUACCAUCGUGCAAACAAAUCAAACCGACAUUUAUGUAGAUACUACUUGACCUUACCGACAGUGAUGGCAACAUUCAAAAAGACACAUAAGUAAAAAAAAAGUACCUAUGUGCCUAAUCAAGAAAAAUCAAAAAUUGAAUUAAAAAAACUGUGUUGAAAAUGAGCACCGUAACAUUGUGGCAAAAACUCCCUAAAACGUCUCAGAACCAUCUUAAAAAAAAAAUCUUUGCUAGGAAAAAAUAUGAAUUGUGGGUUUUUGUUCAGCAAAAAGCAGAAGCAAGAUGGGAAGAUUACUUCUUUCUUUGCUAAAUUUGCAAAGAAGCAGUUAUCUGAUACUGGUGAAACGUCUAAUUCUAGUCAAGAAAAAGAGUCUAGUCAAAUAAUAGGGUCAAACAAGAACCAGGAAAAGGGGUCCGACACAGUUCAGGAUAAACAAUCUACUAUUGCUAGUCAGAAAAAGAAAUCAAGCACCGGUCAGCCAAGUAAAGGUCAACAAGGUAAGCUCCGAAAAGAUCCGGAUCGGUUUCAAUUGAUCUGGUUAGAGAUGUCCACAUUCUACAGUUGGCUGAGGCGUAAACAUGGCAAAAACGCAGAUGGUAGUGAUAUUGCAUACUGCUGUAAGUGUAAAAAGGACUUGGUAAGUCAUAAAUCCGCGUUGGAACUUCACGCAACACAAAAAACGCAUAAUGCAAAAUGCACGGAAAACCUGAGGCAAAUCAUGUAGUCAAAGAAUUCUUCGGAGCUACUGACCAGGUAAAAAGAGCCGAGUUAAAGUCGUCAGCUUUGCUUACUGUUAAAAACCUCCUAUAUACUGUAAUGGAUGAAAUGACGCCUCUACUCCAAAAUAUAGUAAUCUGCAGUUUAAGGACGAGCAUGUGGAAGGGCCGUUGUUACCUGAAUGUUCCAACCCACAAUAUAAAUCAGUGCAGAUAGGGAACUUUAACAUCACGGCUGCACACAAGGCGGAAUCAUUUUGUUUUCUAAAACAGAGGAAAGUUGUUUGCGUUGAAAAUAUUUGUUGGAACGAUGAGUAGCAUGGUUGUCAUUGGCAGGGAACUUUCGGGAGCAGAAGAUUUCUUUGAGAUUCCUUGAAAAAGUUCUUUGCUAAAUAUUUUCAAGGUCUCACGAUCGAGGAGGUCCUCUUUGAAAACAUGGUUACUCAGUGACAUUUCAUUUAAAAUGAUGGCUGUUCCAUACGAAUCAUCCGAUUUUAUCAUGUACCCUUUGCUUCAUUGUCAAAUCUGAAAUUUGUUGAUAGAAUUUCUUGUGCAUUGUUUACCUAAUUCCUUUCACAUUCAGCUGUAGGAUUAGCUGCAUAAUUUGAUGGGUUUUGGGUACUUGGAGUUUUUCUCAGUAGCUGUUGCUAUUAAUCUGUCAAUUGUCAAGUUCGGUAUGCCGCUUAUUCUUUUGAUAAUGCGCAAAGCAUUUCAUGAACUAAAUUUGAGACACACAUAUCCCAGCAGAUCUAUCAAAUUAUUGCGAUAAUUUCAUUUUUUAAUGUGAAACUGUUAAAUAUUAUGUAGCAGUUGGUAGCAUGUACGAGUGGUGAUAUUGUCGCUACUUAGGUGUCACAGCCUGCAGGGCAAGCUUGUAUCUUUUAUCAAUAUACUCUGUCGUUAUGUCACGCAA
Molecule: messenger RNA, 1679 nt
Organism: Bemisia tabaci
Lineage: Eukaryota; Metazoa; Arthropoda; Insecta; Hemiptera; Aleyrodidae
Source: RefSeq, a predicted model, not a curated record